AUGAAUUCAAAGCAACCGUCAGGGCAAGGACAAUUACCCACCUGCCCAAAGCCAUCAGCGUAUGCGCCGUCCGCGCCGUUCAAUGGCCAAAGUAACCGGUCAAUUCCGCCCCGUGCCUUCAUCAGACCCAAGCGGGCGAUGAUCAGUGUCGCAUGCCAGAAUUGCAGGCGACGAAAGGCCAAGUGCAAUGGCUCUAGACCAACCUGUAAACGCUGCCACAGUAGAGGCGAGUCGUGUACUUAUGAGCUUGAAAGGGGUAAGGCAUUGACUAGCGUGCUCAAGCAGAAGCGAGACGACUUGAUGAAUGAGAAUGAACAGUACAGGGAGCUAUUUCAGCUGUUAUGUACUAAGCCCAAGGAUGAGGCGUUGGAAUUAUUUCGUCGCAUCAGAGAGUCUGGCGAACCCUUCAUUGUCUUUGAAGCUGUGAGACAAGCUGAGGUGCUGUUCCCGAACCAUUCACCGUCCGAAACUUACGGCAGUUAUCAGCUGGAACGGCUGGAUCGCCUGGCUCUGGAUGGGAGCAUUAUCAAGGUUCCAGCUCGACCGUGGACGAUUGUUGCGGGCGACGGGCUUGUGUCUGAGCUCAUCACAAAUCUGUUUCAUUUCAAUGGUACCUACCUUCUACCUGUUCUCGAAAAAGACGUCUUUAUCGAGGAUAUGAAGUCUGGACAUGUAAUUGGUUCUAGAUAUUGCACACCGUUUCUAGUCAAUGCCAUCUGUGCGGUUGAAAGUAACUUUUCUGAGAGAGCAAAGCAAUUUGGAGUCAUUGCGAAACAAAACCUCUCAGAUCGCUUUUUCGAAGAGGCCAAGCGGCUAUAUGAACGGGAACAAGGUUGUGCGUCGAUCCCCAACAUCGUCGCCCUCGUCCUUAUGUACCUCACGAUGGCCAUCAAAGGUAGAGACAAGAUAUCCCGAAUAUAUCUUUACACGGCGUAUGCUCUGCUCAACAGGCUGUCGUUGGAGGAGAAGUUUCAGGCCCUUGAGAGCAGACCUGGUAGCCAAAAGGAGAAGUGUAUCAUUAGCCGUGUGCUUUGGGGUUUGUACAUUAUGGAAAGUCGAAUUGCCUUUUACUAUUCCCAUCCGUCCAUUUUACCCGCGCCAAAGGUGCCUAAACCGCCCGACGAAUUUGGUACUGCCAACAUGGAUGUUUUGGGCCGUUUGUAUGAUGAAGCCACCAGUGCUGUCCCCUUGGUUCCGGGCAUCAAUACCAUAAAUUGUAAUUUAACUGAGCUCUGGAAUGACCUAAUGCAGUACAUCUGCCAAGGCGCCAUCACAGGAAGUGAUACCGACUUGCGUAGCCGCAAGAGCUUCUACUGUAUGAUAAAUCCCAAAACACGCACUCGUAUUUCCUUAAGCCCUAACCCAAAGCUGGCAAGAAUGCACGAAACGGAAAUCAUCUUCACUAUUCUUCGCGACGUGCCCCUCGACACACCGUUUCACAACCUCUACGAUCUCCCUGGGACAACUGUCAGAGACAUAUUACGCAAACGCUGCAUCGCCGACGUGGAGCUAAUAGGGGUUUACAUGAACAAAUGGCAAUUCCUGGGUGGUCUUGCAUAUCGCCACAUACACCUUUGCAUGUAUGCCCUCAUCCCGUUCCUGGAUGAUUCGGCCACUCAUCCGGCCUUCUCAACAGCCUGUAUGAUUGCCCAGCAGGGCAUUAGCCGCAUGAAGGUCUUGGGGUACCUGCUGCAGGGCAUACAAGCGUUUGCAUGGGCCAUGGGGAAGACCAUUCCCGAGUCUGCGCGGCGGUACCUCCACGGCUGGGGUGUGGAAGCCAUAGAGCCAGACUUGCCCGUGUCGUUUGUGCUUCCGCAGCCAGACAAUGUCAAGGAAGCUCUUGCGAGGAAUUCGGGGUCGCUUUUGGAGGAAGUGGAGAGCCAGCUUGGCUCAUUGAUUGAGCUGUGGGCGAGGCUGGGGCAAUAG
Messenger RNA from Metarhizium robertsii ARSEF 23, 1926 nucleotides. RefSeq names its product Zn(2)-C6 fungal-type DNA-binding domain protein. NCBI's taxonomy places the organism in Eukaryota, Fungi, Ascomycota, Sordariomycetes, Hypocreales, Clavicipitaceae. Gene Ontology annotation, biological process: DNA-templated transcription; regulation of DNA-templated transcription. The coding region runs from base 1 to 1926 and encodes 641 amino acids. The record is from RefSeq and is a predicted model, not a curated record. Gene Ontology annotation, molecular function: DNA binding; DNA-binding transcription factor activity, RNA polymerase II-specific; zinc ion binding. The transcript is spliced from 5 exons.